AUGCUCAAUCCUCCAGACAUCAAGGAAAGUGAUCAGUGCAGGGCCACGUUUGAGCCAAGUGCCAGGAGACGCGGCAACUUCCGAGGUGCUGAUGCGCUACAUCUGAGCAAGAGAUUCAAGUCAUUGUCAAAGAGGGCGAUUUUGGUUUCAUUAGCUCCCGGCACAGGCAAGACUACCUUGACCGUCCUGCUCAACGAAGCACUUGCAAGAAGAGUGGAUCCAAUGGAGUUUGUCCAGCUCCAUCUUGGAAGAUUGCCUAAAUCCAUGUGCUAUCAUGCUGGGAAAUUGAGAGAGGUGCUGGGAUUUGCACCUCCACAAGUUCAGCACUUUGCAGAUGCUGACGCAGUAAUUGAGUCGUCCGACCCGUAUUGGCAAGACCGUGCUACAAAAUAA
Molecule: messenger RNA, 393 nt
Organism: Symbiodinium natans
Lineage: Eukaryota; Dinophyceae; Suessiales; Symbiodiniaceae
Source: the annotation of a GenBank genome assembly